Messenger RNA from Aspergillus luchuensis, 699 nucleotides. RefSeq names its product proteasome core particle subunit beta 1 (gene pre3). The transcript has 5 exons. The coding region runs from base 1 to 699 and encodes 232 amino acids. Gene Ontology annotation, cellular component: proteasome core complex. Gene Ontology annotation, molecular function: threonine-type endopeptidase activity. The record is from RefSeq and is a predicted model, not a curated record. NCBI's taxonomy places the organism in Eukaryota, Fungi, Ascomycota, Eurotiomycetes, Eurotiales, Aspergillaceae.
AUGGUCGGUCACGGUAUGACGGGGAUGCUCGGCGAGGAUGGCAUCCAUGUUGAUAUGAACCACUUGAAGAGCGGAGAAGUAAACCUAGGAACAUCGAUCAUGGCGAUCAACUUCAAGGAUGGUGUUAUAUUGGGUGCAGACAGUCGGACGACAACCGGAGCUUACAUCGCCAACCGAGUCACCGACAAGUUGACGCAGGUCCAUGACACAAUCUGGUGCUGUCGAUCAGGUUCCGCCGCGGACACCCAGGCUGUGGCAGACAUCGUGUCCUACCACCUCAACAUGUACGCAAUCACCAACAACGAGGCGCCGAGUACUCAGGUCGCCGCAUCGCUGUUCCAAGAGCUAUGUUACGAGAACAAGGACAUGCUAAGUGCCGGUAUUAUCAUUGCCGGAUACGAUCCGAAGCACGGAGGUCAGGUGUAUUCGAUACCCUUGGGCGGGUCUCUUCACAAGCAACCGUACUCCAUUGGCGGAUCCGGAUCGACCUAUAUCUAUGGUUACUGUGAUACUCACUGGAGGGAGAACAUGACAGAGGAGGAAGGCAUCAACUUCGUCCGCGGAGCACUGCAAGAAGCGAUCAAGUGGGAUGGCAGUUCGGGUGGUGUCAUCCGACUGGUGGUGCUGACGUCUCGGGGCGCCCAGCGACACCUCUACCUGCCGGACACGGGCUACACUGGACCGGGCGUUACCAAUUAA